CUCGACCAGAGAAAAGACAACAACAACUUAAUGUCUUGACGCUUUCAUGUUUGUUUAAAGUCACAGAAUUAUACCAAUUUUGUUAAAUUAUGUUAAUUUUUAUUAAUAAUGGCUUUUUUAUUCAAAUAUUAUUGGAUACAGAUAAUGUCUUGGAACUUUCAUUGGAAAAACUCAUCCGUCAUGAAGGAAGGUGUUGGUUCUGUAAAGUAUUUCCGAACCAAUAUAGAUGAUGGAGUUUUUAUUCGGGGAAUAUUAUCAAAAACUUGAUGAAAAAAAGAGAAUUGAGCUGCAGAAAGUUAAGCAAUCUUAAACAGUUGUCUACAACUCAAACAAACUGACUUUCUAUAACAAAUAACAAGAUGGUUUUUAAAUAUGCUGAAAAAUUUAUUUCAACAACAAUGAGGAAGCAAAAAUACGUAAAAGAGGAACCAGUUGAGUGAAGUGAGAAGCAAACGAGACAAAGGAAAAAACGGAUUCAGUUAAAGGGUUGUAGACGAAGCAAGAGAAGAGAGAGGAGCCAAGAUAGACAGGUCAGAUAGAUUAGAUGGUCGAGGUGCUUAAUUGGCGGCCUUGGGAGCCUACGGGGCCGUGCAGGGCACCUCGCACCUCCCCGCGGAGUCUCCCGAGUGGACGGCAGUUUUUGCCGAAGAACAUUGUUUGGGUCUCUAUCGCUCAGAGGCCAAUUGAGUUUCCGGUAGAGUACGCGUGGGAGCCCCUGUCGGUGGCUCCCUAUCAAGUGAACGAGGCUGGCGAGCGCAAUGUGGCAGAGUGGCGGCAUGGGCGCCCAUGCGGCCAACAACCCAUGGAUGAAGCUUAUGGGAAUUGUGCACAAGGAAAGGAGACAUCACGACUCUGGUGGAACUUCAGGGGGCCAAGGAUCGUCAGCAGCGGCUGCCAACGAGAGAGCUCUCACUCAAUCGCUGCCGAAGCUCAGCAGCCAGGACGAGGAUGGGCCAAACCCUCACACCCAAUAUACAGGCGUCACACACUUCGAACCGAUUCCACACGAUCAUGACUUCUGUGGGAGGGUCGUCAUCAACGUGAGUGGAUUACGAUUCGAAACACAGCUGCGUACGUUGAACCAGUUUCCGGAUACACUUCUUGGUGAUCCGGCCAGACGGAUUCGAUACUUUGAUCCACUACGCAACGAAUACUUUUUCGAUCGGAAUCGACCCUCAUUUGAUGCAAUUCUUUAUUACUAUCAAAGUGGCGGACGUCUUCGACGGCCAGUUAAUGUACCCCUUGAUGUCUUCUCCGAAGAAAUCAAGUUUUAUGAGCUGGGAGAAUUGGCCACAAAUAAAUUCAGGGAAGACGAAGGAUUCAUUAAGGAAGAAGAAAAGCCGCUGCCAUCGCAUGAGCUUCAAAGGAAAGUUUGGUUACUAUUCGAGUAUCCGGAAAGCUCACAAGGAGCAAGAGUCGUCGCCAUCAUCUCCGUAUUCGUGAUUCUCCUCUCGAUUGUAAUCUUUUGUCUGGAAACCCUGCCUGAAUUUAAACAUUACAAAGUGUUCAACACUACGACGAACGGCACAAAAAUUGAAGAGGAUGAAGUGCCGGACAUUACGGAUCCGUUCUUCCUAAUAGAGACUAUUUGUAUCAUCUGGUUCACGUUUGAGUUAUCGGUGCGCUUCCUCGCCUGCCCAAAUAAACUAAAUUUCUUCCGUGACCUUAUGAACUUUAUUGACAUCAUCGCGAUCAUUCCGUACUUCAUUACACUAGGCACGGUGAUUGCCGGAAAGGAGCACGAAUUUGACCUGCCAAAGGCCCCGGUCAGCCCGCAGGAUAAAAGCACCAACCAGGCGAUGUCCCUCGCGAUACUAAGGGUCAUUAGACUAGUUCGAGUAUUUCGAAUAUUCAAACUAUCCAGGCAUAGUAAAGGCCUUCAAAUCCUUGGUAGAACUCUCAAGGCUUCUAUGCGGGAGUUGGGUCUGCUCAUCUUUUUCCUAUUUAUCGGUGUGGUGCUAUUCUCCUCAGCUGUUUACUUCGCGGAGGCCGGCUCCGAGAAUUCGUUCUUCAAGUCCAUUCCGGACGCGUUCUGGUGGGCCGUUGUCACGAUGACGACCGUGGGCUAUGGUGACAUGACGCCCGUGGGAGUCUGGGGAAAAAUCGUUGGUUCACUCUGUGCGAUUGCUGGAGUACUCACGAUUGCUUUGCCAGUACCAGUCAUCGUCUCCAAUUUCAAUUACUUCUAUCAUCGAGAGACUGACCAAGAAGAGAUGCAAUCACAAAACUUCAAUCAUGUUACCAGCUGUCCGUAUCUCCCUGGCACUUUAGGUCAACACAUUAAAAAGAGCUCAAUGUCAGAGUCAUCAUCAGACAUAAUGGAACUGGAAGAGGGUAUUUUGAUAGCUCAUUCAGAGGUUACUAAGAAACCAAACUGCAAUCCCCGCCAUAAUAAUAACAUUAAUCCAACCUGCAUAAGCAUUGAGACUGACGUCUGACUACUAGUGAAGGAGACGGUGGCUGCGUGGCGGCCAUUGCUGGGACAGUUACUGAAGAGUAGCAACAGCUCCUUGCGGUAUUUGACGUAGGUCUUUUCCACGCCGCGCAUUGAUGAUGACACAAAAAUUUAUUUUUGUCAUCAUUUUACCAUGUACGUCCAUGCUGUGCGAACGCCAAGUUGAUAUCUUUUGCACACACCCGAUAUCGUUGCGCGCAUAAAAUAAAAGAGACUUUUAGUAUAUACCGCACAUCUCCCACAUUGGGACCUACGUGUACAUGGAUACUGUGUACAUUGCCACUUUUUACGCCCCACACCACCGACUCCAGUGUUCAAAUCGAAUCUCCGUAGCGCCGUUCUCUCGUUAAUCAAUGACGGAGUUAAGAAUUGAAGAAAGUUACGUUAAAGAAGGAGAAGGGCGUGAUCGGAAUUUGGGAUUUAGGCGAAUUUUUUUAUGAUAGGGUCAAUAAGUAAGGGAGAAACGAUAAGUUUCACAACAAAAGGGGCAGGUGGGAGCCCCGGCGGGCCGCGGGGAUCAUACCAGAUAAUACUAAUUAUUAUAUUUAUUAAUCUUAAAAAAAAAAAAUGAUAAAAUUAAAUAAUUGAAAAUAAACGAUUAUAUAAACGUGAAAUAACGCAUUCUACGAAAAAAUACAGAAACAAAAAGACUACAGCGUAAGGAUAGACGGCUCCUUGCGACAGUAAAAAAUUAAAAAAUAUAAAAAAUAAUAAAAAAAAUACAAAUUUUUUAAAUGGUCGUUUUUAUGAGAUAUAGACGCUUCGGUGCGUCUUAAAUAUCGCUUUAAGUCCUACGUAUAUUAAUAAAUGUAAAAAGUAUAUAAAUAUUAAUUAAUUAACUUUGGAUGUACGCGUAUGUAUAAUUAUAUGUAAAUACGAUAUGUGAAUACAUUCGCGCACAACCAGAAUUAAGAGGCCGAACAACAUAAGCCUCGAUGGUGGUAUCGUAAAUAUACUGCUAAUGAUUUAAUAAAUAAAAAAGGUGAAUAAUUAUGAAAUAAUAAUAAAGAUUAAUAAGAGUAAUAAUAGAUAAAUAAAAAUACAAUAGAGAAGAAGAGUCCUGUCGCACUUUCACCGAGCACCCGACUCAUUCCUGGGGCGUCGCCGUUUUUUGCACAGACCGGCAACUCGCAGAAAGGAUCAGUUAAAAAAAGAGACAGAGUUUAGAAAAAGAAUUAAUAACGGAACUAAAAAAAAAAUACGACAUAUUGACGGUAAAUUUUUGUAUAUAUUUUUUUUUCAUUAGAAAAAAUGAAUUGAAAAACAAUUAAAAAAGAAGAUAUGUAAAGGAUAUAAGAAAUUAGAUGAUUUUGUUAACUAGGAAACGGACAGAAUGCGUAAAACAGCUACACAAAUUUUUACUAAAAGUCACGUAACACUAACGUGACCAUACACCGUCCCAUCUUCCAUCCUGCAUACCCUAGUGUCCCCUCGCGCGUAAUUCAGCUGCAGUUGCAAGCUUUUGACUCUCGCCUUAAUCACGUCCUGACUAGCAAUCGUUGAGACGUGUAUACUAACGCGAGGUGCACGUAAAUAGGUAAUAACAACUGUGGGAUGGCAGAUUCGUCCAAUAACGCCCCAUGAUAUUUUGCCAAUUUGCUAUUCUUCUCUACUUUGCUCAUUUCUGUUUUCUACUCUCUUCUAUGAACUAUUAAUUACACUUAUAUAUAAUCUUUUUUUAUUAAUUAUCAUCAAUUUUACCUCAAAUAAAAAAAAUGUUCUCUGAGGUCAAUUGGUUCAUUAAUCAAUGUACAUACAAAAGAAAAAAACACAAAUGUUUUUUGAUAGAUUCUGAUGAAUUAUCUUCGAAAAGUUAUAAAAAUUUUUUUUAUCAAAUCAAAAGUUAGUUAAUAUCGUUACAAUUGACGUAUCAAUUUUUUUGUUGUUACUCAUUUACUCGGGCAUCAGUAAAUGAAAAAAAAUCAAUUAAAAAAUUGUAAAUUUUGCUAGGAGAUCUUGAAAAUUAGAGAAACAAUUUGAUAUUCAAUUUUUACUUACUCUUUUAUUGAGGCGACGUUUCAUGAUAGGAUGAGUGUUUAUCCGAGUGGUAGUGAUUGCAGAAAUUGAUUAAAUAAUAGAUAAAUGAAAAAAAAUAAAAUACCUAAAUGGGUGAUUAUUAAUAUAAACAAAAAAAUUGAAUGGGAUGCUCGGAAUUGUAACGUAAUUUACAUUGAGUCCUUCCUGCCAAUUCCACGUACCAGUUAGUAACUACUUUUAGCUACUUAUACUCUAUAAUCGUAAAUUACUCUGCCGUCUAUACUACCACAUAUAAGAUACAGUGUGCUUUUUCUUCCAACGUCUGAUAACUGCCUCCCAUAUUUCCAUUACUUUAAGAUUCAAUUUUUUAUUUUUAAAAAAUUAUUAUUCAUCAAAAAAAUUAUUUAAUCAAGCUACUUUAAAGACAUUUUUAUAACUAAAAUUUAUAUCUUUAUUGUUGCACUCAAAUCCUAUCCAAUGUAUCUUAAUAUUUCUUGAAAGAAGUUUAAUAAAUUUCUAAAGAUGUUACUAAAUAACUAAGUAGUUUUUUUGUUGGUAGAAAAAAUUAUUUUUGCUAUUGAACAAUUAUAAUAACGCUUUGUAAUAAUAAAUAUAUAAGUUAGAGAUAUUUAGAUUUUAAUUAUAUCAAGGGAGGCAGUUUUAUUUAUAAAUGUUUAAAACGUCAGCGACGUACAUAUGACUGUGACGAACAAAUAAUACUAUUUGUAUCAAAUGACGAGGGAAUGAAGAAGAUCCGAUCAAGUAUAAAGACCUCCUGCCGUCCCAUUUAUUUCCCUCGGUAUAAAAACAAAGAAAACCUGCUCAGCCUCAAGUUACAAUAUUACAAGUCUGGCUAAAAUGUUCCGUUUCAAAUCCUAAAUGUAUUUUAGCAUAUCCUGAAAUGUAAAUUUGCAUUCUAGUCAUAGUAAGAUUAAGAAAGCCGUAGUUAUUUGAUAUUCUUAAAAUUUAACAAUAAAAAAAAUAAUUAUUUGAUAUAAAGUUAUCAUGAUUCAAUCACAAAGUAAAAAAAAAAUAAAAUUGCUGAUCAUAGUAAUUAGCAAUAUUUAUUGUAAAUUGUAAAUUAUAGAAUUUGUUUUCGAUAUCGUUGUCAAUUGUAAUUUAUUUUUUAAUUAAUUCUAAUGAUUAAUAAAUAAUAACGAGUUAAUAUAUUGAAGUAAUUUAAUGAUUAAAAAAACGAGAUUAAAAACCAAGGCUUUAAAAAAUUUUUAGGCAGUAAAAAAAUUUUCAGAAAAUUUUCAGUGCAUAUGCAGUAAAAGUAAAGCUCAGACAGUAAGAAGUAAAUCCGAUUAAUAAAAAAAAAUGAGACUGAGCUAAUAAAAAGUCUCAUUAUCAGUCACCAUUAGUCGCAUAUCCGUAAAUAAUUGAUCGUAACAUAAAUUUUUAACACAAAAUAUAAUGCUAUUACGUUAAAUUAUCGAGGGGACACAACAUCAAAGUAUCACAUUCCGAAUUCAUCUUAAAUAUACUACUAAAAAAUAGAUUUUUCAUCUCACAUUUAAUUAAAACCAUCGCGCAAAUAUAUCAACAAAUCACUUUAUUGCCUAAGGCAUUUUAUCAAAAGACAUUGAACAAAAGAAAAAUAACUAAUUAGUGACUUUAGAGAAUCAAUAAUUACAUGACUUAUGUUAUGUGCUUUUAAUACAAUAUUUGAAUCUCUCGCCUCGCUAAUUUAGUAAAGAAAAUUACAUCAAUUAACAGCUUAGCUAUUGAAGAAAGAAUUUUAUGAAAAUGAUAAAGUUUACUAUUACUAAUACUACUAUGUACUACUGCAACUAAAAAUUACUUUCCUAUAGCUAUAUUACGAGAAAAAAAAAAUAUGGUAAACUAAAUAAAUCAGGUCAAUGGACGUUGUUAAUAAGUGUAGCUGUUAGGGUAUGACAGACAAAGAUUAUUAUUAGCUGACGAGUCUGAUUGCUAGUGAAAAUAAAAAAAAAAUAUUAGUAUGUUACA
This is a messenger RNA of Chelonus insularis, 6403 nucleotides long. It is a transcript of the gene shaker, whose product is annotated as Potassium voltage-gated channel protein Shaker. Gene Ontology annotation, cellular component: membrane; voltage-gated potassium channel complex. Gene Ontology annotation, molecular function: protein binding; delayed rectifier potassium channel activity. Gene Ontology annotation, biological process: protein homooligomerization; potassium ion transmembrane transport. Lineage: Eukaryota; Metazoa; Arthropoda; Insecta; Hymenoptera; Braconidae. The transcript has 11 exons. The record is from RefSeq and is a predicted model, not a curated record. The coding region runs from base 759 to 2438 and encodes 559 amino acids.